Messenger RNA from Hyla sarda, 5863 nucleotides. RefSeq names its product TBC1 domain family member 12-like. The coding region runs from base 218 to 2122 and encodes 634 amino acids. NCBI's taxonomy places the organism in Eukaryota, Metazoa, Chordata, Amphibia, Anura, Hylidae. The transcript is spliced from 14 exons. The record is from RefSeq and is a predicted model, not a curated record.
CCGGGGACUCCGUAUACUUCCGCGUUGACACGUCACGUGACGCCAUUGCGCAGCAGGGCCGUCGGGCUGGGGAUGUUCUGGUGAAGCAUUCGGUAGCCGCCGCCCACCACCACCACCACGGGGCACCACACCGGGAGCAGGCGGCGGCCCCUGCAGCGCUCUCAGGGGGCUGCUCCUGUAGGCCGCGGCGGAAGGUGGCGGGGCGGGGGCGCAGCAAAUGGUUGGCCCGGAGGAUGCCGGCGGCCGCUGCGGGGAGAACGUGACCGAGGAGGGGGAAGAAGCGGAGGAGGAGGAGAGCGGCCCGUACAGCAGCGCUCCCGGCAUGAGGCUGACCAACGGGGACCUGGGCUACCUCCCCCAGCCCCCAGACCUCAAGCUGCCCAACGGCGGAGUGAGCCCGGCCUGCGCCUAUCACCGGCAGUGCUGCUCCGUUCCGGCCCCGGUGUCUGUCAGCUCGUCCAGCUCCGACUCCUCCCCGCUCAGCGCUCACACGGUAGCCGGUUACUUCGUCUCUGCCGAGGCUGAUCGUUUCCGUUUCCUGGAUGUCACCCUAAGCUCCCGGAAUACGUACGAAGUGAGCCGGCGGCAGAGCGCCCCCGACCACCUGGCGGACGGACUGAGCCUGGCCGAGGGGGGCGGCCCGGGGACCGACGAGAACGAUGGGGACCGCACCUGGAGGGUGGGCAUCGCCGACUUCUUCACCAGGAACUUCUUUUCUAAAAGAUCAAAGGACCUGAAAUCACCAGCAGCGAGCGCUCCCGGCUGGAAACUGUUUGGUAAAGUUCCUCCUAGAGAGAAUGCUCCGAAAGACUGUAAAAUCAUUCAGCAGGAUGACAGUUCUGGCAGUCUCUCUUCAGUCUCCACGCCAAAUCUAUUAAACACAGGGGAAUAUGAAGCACGUACUGGGAGAACAUGCAAAGCCCCAAACCAAUCCACAAGACGUAAAAAAUUUGAGAUUGAACCACUCUCUACCACAGCUCUGAUCUUAGAAGAUCGACCUGCAAAUCUUCCAGCUAAAUCUGUUCAUGAAACCUUGCGCCACCGACAGGAGUAUGAUGAGAUGGUAGCGGAAGCGAAGAAACGAGAAGUUAAAGAGGCACAAAGAAGAAAGAAGCUAAUGAAGGAGAGAUUUAAACAAGAGGAAAAUAUUGCGAGCGCCAUGGUUGUCUGGAACACUGAAAUCUUGCCAAACUGGGAUGCUGUGAGAAAUACAAGAAGAGUUCGAGACCUUUGGUGGCAAGGCUUACCACCCAGUGUUCGUGGCAAAGUGUGGAGCCUAGCUAUAGGAAAUGAGCUGAAUAUUACACCUGAGCUUUAUGACAUCUUCCUCUCUAGAGCGAAGGAGCGCUGGAAAAGCUUCAGUGAGACAACAUCCGAAAAUGAAUCUGAAGAUGCCGGGAUUUCGGUCGCGGACAGAGAAGCCAGUCUAGAGCUCAUUAAACUAGACAUCUCCCGAACAUUCCCAUCACUGUAUAUUUUCCAAAAGGGGGGGCCGUAUCAUGAUUUGCUGCACAGCGUUCUGGGGGCCUACACGUGUUACAGACCAGAUGUUGGCUAUGUCCAGGGCAUGUCCUUCAUCGCAGCAGUGCUCAUUCUUAACUUGGAAGAAGCUGAUGCAUUCAUAGCCUUUGCUAAUCUUCUCAAUAAGCCAUGCCAGUUGGCCUUCUUCCGGGUAGAUCACAGCAUGAUGCUGAAAUACUUUGCAGCGUUUGAAGUAUUCUUUGAAGAGAAUCUCCCCAAGCUUUUCCUGCACUUCAAUUCCUACAGUCUUACACCAGACCUCUACCUGAUAGACUGGAUAUUCACUCUGUACAGCAAAUCGCUGCCUCUUGAUCUUGCCUGUCGAGUGUGGGAUGUGUUCUGCAGGGACGGAGAGGAGUUCUUGUUCAGGACCGCUCUGGGAAUCUUGAGACUGUAUGAAGAUAUCCUUUUACAGAUGGACUUUAUUCAUAUAGCACAGUUCCUCACAAAACUGCCUGAAGACAUUACGCCAGAGAAGCUCUUCGGCUGUAUAGCAGCUAUUCAAAUGCAGAACAGUAAUAAAAAGUGGACCCAGGUAUUCACAUCACUAAUGAAGGAUUACAAAGAGGGUGACAAAAAUAGUCCUGCAUCGAAAACCUAACCAAUGGGAUGACUUUCUGACUACACGAAACCACUCUAACAAGCAGAGGGUACACACUGUGUCCCAGGAUUGAGAACCACUACAGACAAGUAUGACCUGAGAAUCCCCCCUAGGGAAUUGCACAUGAACGUCCCCGCAGACCGCUCCUUCUCUUGUCAGUAUUAAGAAUUAAACCCACAUCUGUGUGUUUGUUUUUUGGAGGACACUUUAUUUUUUUUUUAAACUACAUGGAUACUAUUUAAUAUACAAACAAAAUAUUUAAUGCAAUAAACCUUUGUAUUGGAACUUUUACUUGGUACACUAAGAAAAAGAAAAAUGCACUUUUUGUUUUCCCUUUCGGUAACCGUGCAGAUCCUUCUACCCGACACCACCUGCAGUGUGAACCCAACAUAUUGGUACCAAUAGAUACAGUAAACACAUGUGCGAUCCACUCUACAGAGGACCAAACUCAUGUCUCUAUGUGGGCCUAAUGGCAGGUUCUGUAACAUCAGCCGGCUACAGAAGGGAUGGGGUCCAAAUGUCCCAGGAAAGUAGGUUCUUCAUGUAUGUACUCCUCUCGCCGGCAGUCACUCCAAGCACUGACUCCUCGACAAUGAGGUCACUCAUUGGUGAUGUUUUUGUUUAACUCUGUUACAGUCACAUUUCCUUUAUAUAAAUCUGUAUUCCACAGCCAACUUCUUGGUAAAUGGGAAAGAAAGCACAUUAUUUGAUUUUUUUAGGAACCUCCUGGUGAAACUGAAGUGCUGGGUCACGUUUGGUGUCGGCCCUGAGCCGGGGAUUUGUUGUCCCCAUACAAAGUGUUAAACUGUUUAGUUUUACAAGGAGAGUUCCCUUAGCCCAGUGUUUCCCAACCAGGGUGCAUCCAGCUGUUGCAAAACUACAACUCCCAGUAUGCCUGGACAGACAAAGGCUGCUGGGAGUUGUAGUUUUGCAGCCCUGGUAGGGAAACACUGCCUUAGCCUAUGUCAGCAGUGCUCAAUGUUAUCACUUUCUGUAUUACCGAUGUAUUUUUACUUGUUUAGUACCAGGUUUAUUACCUUUAGAUUUACAUAAAAUCAAGUGGACUUUUUAUAGGAUUGUUUUGUUCAGUAUAUUGAGCCUUAUUCACAAACCUGUUGUCAAAAAUCUAGUAAGAAAUACUGAUUUAACGCCGCCCUGAAAUAUCAUUUUAAUCAGGUUCUAUGGGUUCUAGUAAUAAAAUGUAAGAGACUUCAGUCAUAAAGAUAAAAAUCCAAUUGCUGUGCUCCAGAUCUACAUCAUUCUUUGGCAUCUCAUCAGAACUGUUUUUAUCUGGUAUCCAAGUCCAGAAUCUGUGGACAAAGUCUGGAAAUAUUCCUGAAAUAUUGUGAUGAUCUCCAAGCAUCAGCACAAAACACAGGAGCCAGAACAACUUUCAUAUUUGCACAGAUGUAUAAAGGUUUAUUUAGUAUUUUUGUACAAUGCACCUAAUUCGGCCAUUGGGACAGCAGUGAGUUCACACACUCCCUUUCAGCAGUCCCCAUCUCUGCAGUCCCAUGAAAAUUAGGAGCUUAAAGGGAUACUCCGCCCCUGGACAUCUUAUCCCCUAUCCAGGGACCCCCACAAUCUCUCCUGCAGCACCCCCUGUCAUCUGCUGCAACUUCGCUCUGUGCCUGAUGAUGGGCGAUACAGGGGCCAUGAGUAUCAUGUCAUGGCUCCGCCCCCUUAAUACAAGUCUAUGGGAGGGGGUGUGGCAGCUGCCACACCGUUUCCCAUAGACUUGUAUUGAGGGGGCGGGCGGUGAUGUCACAUGGGGGCGGGGCGGUGAUGACAUGAUACUCCUUUGGAUAGGGGAUAAGAUGUCUAGAAGCGGAGUACCCCUUUAAGGAAAAUAUAGUCUUAGGCCGUUUGCAGAUGAUCCUAAAAUAGCCGCAUUUCUGUGUUCAAAUAGCCUCAAGUUUCAGCCCGUUUCAGAUCUGGUGACCUGAACUGAAAGAAUCAUAGAUUCCUGUGAUACUGUCAGUGCCGUUCAUUAGACCUAUGGUAGCAAGAUCGGGCCGUGAAGCUGUAAACACAUAUCUGACACCAUUUUGCCUCACCAUACUGAACAUGCCUGUUUAUGGGGCAGUUGGUGUUGAUAUUUGUUAAAGGGGUACUCCGCUGCUCGGCGUUUGGAAGAUACUGUUCUGAACACUGGCGCCGGGAGCUCGUGACAUCAUAGCCCUGCACCCUCAUGACAUCACGCCCCGCCCCCUCAAUGCAAGUCUAUGGGUUUUCACGCCCUCUCCCAUAGACUUGCAUUGAGGGGGCGGGGCUAUGAUGUCAUGAGCUCCCGGUUCCAGCAUUCGGAACAGUUUAUUCCAAACGCUGAGCAGCGGAGUACCCUUUUUAAGCCACCAACUGUCUUAUGUGUAUGACCAGCUAAAGAUUUUCUGGAUUUUUGAAUAAGGCCCAUAAUCAUUCUGUCUGUCUGUGAUGACUAUAUUUUGUAGGUAUUAUCCAUAUAAGAAGAAAUAACCUGCUAACAAUGUUACAGUCCUAUCUGUUACUAGUAAUGAAUGUCUUCGUGCUAAGGGCAUGUUCACACAGGUUGUUUUUGAUGUGGACUUGCAGUUACACUUUUUUUCAGGUGAUCUGCUUGAAAAUGAAUGACUGGACAUGGCAUAUUUUCCUUGCAGUUCCGCUCUGAAGCUCCAAUUUAAAAUAAGUGGAACCUGCAGGACAGUCCCCCUCCCCCUACUGACUGCGGCUUGGAGAAAGCCAUGGCACAGCACUGUUCACUGGUGAGGUUUUUGCCCAUGUGCACAUGCCCUAACUGUUAUUGUAUAUAUUGUAAGGCUGUGUUCACAUCACGUUUUGUGUCUCCGCGACACAGAUCUGGCUUCUAAAGCUGAAACUGGCUGCAUUCGUAUCCUCGCUCGGAUCAACCUGAACCCCAUUCAGUUCUAUGACCCGAACUGAGUCACUGGAUGCCACCAAGGGGCAUUUUCUUACUGUAUCCUACUUUUGGCUUAGACUGAAAAUCGUGGUCUGCCGUAUUAAGUCCGUACCAGAAGUCUGAUACAGUCUUAAAAUGACCUGAACAGAGUCACUAGGUAACACAGAACAUGAUGUGAAUGCAGCCUCACACAUCAAGCUGGGUGUGCAGACGGCAUCUGCCAGAAGAGGUCGCUUUAUUCUUUAGGGUCUUUAAGUCGUCUAACUUCAAGAGGCUGUGAGAAGGUACUCUUAAAUCAAGAGCAAUUCACGCCGAAAAAUUUACGAGCGGAAAAAAAGAAUUUUAUUUUCGCGCAAAAUUGGCGUGGAAGUGCGUGGAAAUGGGGGAGAAAGAAGUGAAGAGUUUUUCAGCCAUUUCCGCGCAAAUUCGCGUGAAAACAAUGUUGGGUGGAAUUUUUUUUUACCAUUGACUUCUAUUGAUUUCUGCUAGCGGAUUCCACUUGAACAAUGAACAUGUUCUUUCUUCAAGCACAAAGGAGUGCAGCGUCGGAAUUCCGCUAGCAGAAUUUCCGCAGUGGGAACAGGACAGCAGAAAUAACAUUAAAGUCAAUGGGCAGAGGAGAUGUGAAUUAAUUUGUAGCGGAGAAUUCAAGAGGAAUUACUCGAGUAAAUUCCUCUUGAAUUACUCGGUGUGAACCUACUCUUUCUUACACCCAUGUCAUGAGAUGUAAGAUGUUGUAUGUGCUCCUGCUCUGCAGCGGCUUUGUUCUAUAAAUACUAAAAGAAAUACUUUUAUAAUUUUUUUCACAUAAGAUGGUUUUAUUUAUUUUUUUUCUCCACAGUUGU